CCACCGGUGCAUGCGCACAACGGAAAAUAUGCCCUGCUGUGGCGCCGCGCCUGGAGAUGCUGCGACCGGUCGUGCUUUGGCGCCUAAGCCCGAGGCUUGGGGGCCCGGCGGUCUCUGCCGGGAGCUGUGGUCGCAGGGCGGUAGCGUCCAGUGUCCCUCCUUCGGGCAGCACCUCGCCCAGAGCCCUAAACAUCUUCGACAGGGAAUUGAAGAGGAAGCAGAAAAAUUGGGCAGCCCGGCAGCCUGAGCCUAGGAAAUUCGACUACCUGAAGGAGGAGGUUGGAAGUCGGAUUGCAGACCGUGUGUAUGACAUAGCCAGAGAUUUCCCUCUUGUGCUGGAUGUGGGAUGUGGAAGAGGCUACAUAGCACAACAUUUGAAUAAGGAGACCGUGGGAAAGAUUUUUCAAACAGACAUUGCAGAACAUGCUUUGAAAAAUUCCUUAGAAACAGAUAUUCCUACUGUGAAUAUUUUAGCUGAUGAAGAAUUCCUUCCCUUCCAAGAAAACACAUUUGACCUGGUGGUUAGCAGCUUAAGUUUGCACUGGGUGAAUGACCUUCCUAGAGCACUUGAACAGAUUCAUUAUGUCUUAAAACCAGAUGGGGUGUUUGUUGGUGCGAUGUUUGGAGGUGACACGCUCUAUGAACUUCGGUGUUCGUUACAGUUAGCAGAAACAGAAAGGGAAGGAGGAUUUUCCCCACACAUUUCUCCUUUCACUGCUGUCAGUGACCUAGGACAUCUGCUUGGGAGAGCUGGCUUCAAUACUCUGACUGUGGAUACUGAUGAAAUUCAAGUUAACUAUCCUGGAAUGUUUGAAUUGAUGGAAGAUUUAAAAGGUAUGGGUGAGAGCAACUGUUCUUGGAACAGAAAAGCUCUGCUGCACCGAGACACGAUGCUGGCAGCUGCAGCGGUUUACAGAGAAAUGUACAGAAAUGAAGAUGGUUCCAUACCUGCCACAUACCAGAUCUACCACAUGAUAGGAUGGAAAUACCAUGACUCUCAGGCAAGGCCAGCUGAAAGAGGUUCUGCAACUGUGUCAUUUGGAGAGCUAGCAAAACUAAAUGAUGUCAUGUCACAAGGAAAAAAACAAUAAAUAUUAUUUUAUUCAAUUGUAA
Peromyscus eremicus (cactus mouse) is the source of this 1113-nucleotide messenger RNA. It is a transcript of the gene Ndufaf5, whose product is annotated as NADH:ubiquinone oxidoreductase complex assembly factor 5. The coding region runs from base 57 to 1091 and encodes 344 amino acids. The record is from RefSeq and is a predicted model, not a curated record. Gene Ontology annotation, molecular function: S-adenosylmethionine-dependent methyltransferase activity. The transcript is spliced from 11 exons. Gene Ontology annotation, biological process: mitochondrial respiratory chain complex I assembly. Lineage: Eukaryota; Metazoa; Chordata; Mammalia; Rodentia; Cricetidae. Gene Ontology annotation, cellular component: mitochondrion.